AUGACAGCGCCAGACAGCGAAAACUACCAAAUCUUCCGCGACUGCGUAUCGAGCGCGAUCGUCGCGAAAUUCUCUCCGACACCUCGAACCAAGAAAGCGCGACGUCCGCGCACAACCCCGCGCCAGAAGUCCAGCAGUCGAGCAGACCCAAAACCAGAGGCAGAACAAUUCAUAGCCACAGAAACCUUCCCAUCACUUCAACCACCAACACUCCAAACCCUCACCUACGACCCCAACACCGACUUCACAAGCGACAAAGAAUACAGUCCACAACACCUCGCCGAAAGGACCUCGCACACCCUACCCGCCUCUAUCACAGAUACGCUGACAGCGUACGCGGUCAUCGAAUCCGCGACCGACAUUCCCUAUUUCCUCGCGCCGAUACUAGGCGAGUACGUAGCGUCGGUGACGAAGCCGCCGCCGGUGUGGGCGACUACGCGCACGGAUGCGUGCGAGAUCUGUGAGCGGGAUUGGAUUCCGCUGUCGUAUCAUCAUUUGAUUCCGAGGAGUGUGCAUGCCAAGGUGGUUAAGAAGGGGUGGCAUGAGGAGUGGAGGUUGAAUAGUGUGGCGUGGUUGUGUCGUGCGUGUCAUAGUUUUGUGCAUCGCAUGGCGAGUAAUGAGGAGUUGGCGAGGGAGUGGUUUACUGUUGAGAGGAUUUGUGAGAGGGAGGAUGUGAUGGAUUGGGCGAGGUGGGUGGGGAGGGUGAGGUGGAAAGCUAGGUAG
This is a messenger RNA of Aspergillus costaricaensis CBS 115574, 723 nucleotides long. Its product is annotated as HNH endonuclease. Lineage: Eukaryota; Fungi; Ascomycota; Eurotiomycetes; Eurotiales; Aspergillaceae. The transcript has 2 exons. The coding region runs from base 1 to 723 and encodes 240 amino acids. The record is from RefSeq and is a predicted model, not a curated record.